GAUGGACAGUAUCACAACAUCAUGUUAACAAGGUUAAAUCCAGAGUUGAGUACUAAUCAAAGAUUUUUAAAGGUGUCAAUAACCUUGCUUCUUGUGUGUGCAUAACAAAGGUGCAGCCAUGGACAUUGGAGGUUUGGAGACAGUGGUGGCAAACUCAGCCUACGUUUCAGCCCGUGGCAGCGUGGAUGGAGCUGCAGCAGCUGCUAUGCGUGACAAAAAGAUGCGUGCCAGGCUGAAACUCCCAAACAUCAGAGAGUGUGAACACAUGAAGACAACCGUAGACUCAGACUUUGACAGCAUGUGUGUUAGACAGCCCAUUGGUAAGCGCCUCUUCCAACAGUUUCUGGAUAGUGAUGCAACCAAUAAAAAUGCAGGAGAGCUGUGGAGAGACAUCGAAGAGUACACGACAUGCCAAGAGAAGGACAGAGUGCAGAAGGCCCAAAAAAUGGUCAAUAAAUACUAUGAGUCUGCUUCAAAAACUUUUUGCAGCUUCCUGGAGGAGAAAGCCAUCACCCGAGUUAAGGAAGACUACAAGAACGUCCGCGGUGACCUCUUUAAGGAGAGCGAGCAGCAGCUGAUCAAACAUCUUGAGAAGAAGGCCUUAGAUGGCUUCAAGAACAGCAUGUACUUCCUGCGUUUUGUUCAGUUCAAAUGGCUGGAGAGCCAGCCUGUUGAUGAAGAGUGGUUCAUGGACUUCAGAGUCCUGGGUAAAGGAGGUUUUGGGGAAGUGUUUGCUUGUCAGGCUAAGGCAACAGGCAAAAUGUAUGCCAACAAGAAGCUGGAGAAAAAGAGGCUGAAGAAACGCAAAGGCUAUGAGGGAGCAAUCGUGGAGAAGCGUAUCCUUGCAAAAGUUCACAGUCACUUCAUUGUCUCGCUGGCUUACGCCUUCCAGACUAAGACUGACCUCUGCCUUGUAAUGACCAUCAUGAAUGGUGGAGACCUCAGAUUUCAUAUGUAUAAUGUGGAUGAAAAAAAUCCAGGCUUUGACGAGAAGAGAGCAUGUUUCUAUACAGCUCAGAUAAUCUGUGGGCUGGAGCAUCUACACCAGCACAGGAUCAUCUACAGAGACCUGAAACCAGAGAACGUGCUGCUGGAUGAUGCAGGACACGUUCGUCUGUCUGAUUUGGGGCUGGCUGUUGAACUCCCACCAGGAAAAGAUAAAACAAGUGGAUAUGCUGGAACCCCAGGUUUCAUGGCUCCAGAGCUGAUCCAGAAGAAAGAAUAUGACUACACAGUGGACUACUUCACGCUGGGAGUGACACUGUUCGAGAUGAUUGCUGCCAGAGGGCCCUUUAGAGUGCGAGGAGAGAAGGUUGAGAAUGAGGAAGUUGUUCGCAGAAUCUUGAAUGACGCAGUUCCAUAUACACCAAGUUUCAGCAAAGACUGCAAGGCUAUAUGUGACGGCCUGUUGGACAAGGACCCAAUAAAACGCCUUGGGUUUAAAAACAACAGCUGUGAUGAGCUCAAGAACCAGCCCUUCUUCACUGAAAUUAACUGGGGUCGACUGGAAGCAGGUAUGCUACCUCCACCGUUUGUCCCUGAUCCUAAGAUGGUUUACGCCAAAAAUAUUGAUGAUGUGGGCGCCUUUAGCACAAUCAAAGGCCUGGUCCUGGAUAACAAAGACACAGAAUUCUACAAUGACUUUGCUUCCGGCAACGUCCCAAUCCCCUGGCAGGAGGAAAUGAUUGAGACAGGUGUGUUCGGAGAGAUGAAUAUUUGGGGAGAAAACGGCAAGCUACCCAGUGACCUUGACCCAAACUAUGUGGAAGCCAAAGGUGGAGGAUGUGUGCUCCUUUGAGUAGCAGCAGAUGGAGAGAAGGGACGGUGAUUUGUUGAAACACAUUUAGAAUUGGUGUGUGCUCAUUUGCUGCCACUUACUCCUAUCAAUAUUAUCUGUAAUUUGUACAAUAAUCUGUAUUGUUGCAAUGAAUCAAUGUUGUAUAUCUACU
This is a messenger RNA of Notolabrus celidotus (New Zealand spotty), 1949 nucleotides long. It is a transcript of the gene grk1b, whose product is annotated as G protein-coupled receptor kinase 1 b. Gene Ontology annotation, cellular component: cytoplasm. Lineage: Eukaryota; Metazoa; Chordata; Actinopteri; Labriformes; Labridae. The record is from RefSeq and is a predicted model, not a curated record. Gene Ontology annotation, molecular function: ATP binding; G protein-coupled receptor kinase activity. Gene Ontology annotation, biological process: signal transduction; protein phosphorylation; regulation of signal transduction. Bases 119 to 1798 code for a protein of 559 amino acids. The transcript is spliced from 7 exons.